This is a messenger RNA of Sphaeroforma arctica JP610, 523 nucleotides long. RefSeq lists its product as hypothetical. The annotation marks the transcript as partial. The record is from RefSeq and is a predicted model, not a curated record. The transcript is spliced from 2 exons. NCBI's taxonomy places the organism in Eukaryota, Ichthyosporea, Ichthyophonida.
AUGUAUAUCUUCGUUCAUAUUCACACUCACACGCGUACUUCCAGGGAGGCAAAGCGGUCGUCCCAGCUGCUUGAUCAGUGCAUCUGGACGUACAACUACCAGGCCAAGAAGGAAGGCAAGCGCGAUGAGGAGAGGCAGAGAGCGCAGGAGAAGAAUGAAGCGUUGCGCAGAGAACAGAUGGAGGCUAGACGCUUGGCGGAGGAGAGGGAGCGCGAGGAAAAUGAGCGGUUGGAACAGCAACGGCACGAGUUGAUUAAGAAUGAGUUGGCCACACAAGCCGAAAUUCGGGAGAGGAAAGCCCUCGAAGACGCUCAGCGCCUGGACAAAGCUGCCAAAAAAGGCUCAGGGAAAAAGGGCGGGGAGGGGGAAGAGGCCGGAAGAAGGGGUCCAAGGGAGACCCUGAUGUGGACGGAUUUGUGGUCAAUGAUGAGUUGGAAGAAGGCAUGCAGCGCAUGCCCAAUAGCAGCGACGAGUCAGACGCCAAACACAGCGGCGCAGAAUCUGACGCGAGCGGGGGCAGGCG